AUGGCGCACAAGAGAGAUUUCAGGGUCAAGGCCGCCGGCAAUGAUGAGGAGAUUUUGUGUUGCAAAUGGGACUUCAAAGUACAAAACGGCACAUCUGACAAAUCGUGGCAAUCGAUAGACCUCUCCUUGAAGUUGUCUUCGGUAUCACCUACAUUGUCAUGGCCAAAGAAGGCGACCGAGGUUCGUAUUUUCGAUGAAAUGUCUGAAAUUACAAGCGACAAUAUUGGCAUAAGCGCGUUUGAAUUUAUAUUCUGCUGCCUCUCUGCCACUCGGAAAGCCAAUCAAAAUGGUGGCUCGCGGGAAAUCAAGCUCAUCGUGCCCAGUACAAGAGGUUACCUCGUUCGAAGUGACAUCGUUACUCUCCGCCUUGUGGACUGCGAAUUCGUUGAACUUACGACUUCUUUCUCGGAAGACUCGAGUCGGCUGUUCGUAGGGGAGAACCUAGAAAGCGAAGGCUAUUUCUCAUUUUCCACGCUUCUUGCCGCCUCGGCGGCUGGUGUUCUUCUAGUACCUCAGUCUCUACCCGAGGAAUCAACUGCGGCUUUGUUGUCAGUGGAGGUUGAACUUGCAAAUCGACUGUCAAUUUCAUGGGUAAUCGAAAAAGUCAAGUCACGCCAAACUCUUGCCAUUGUUGAGGGAAGUAGAGAUCACCCAGAUAAUGGAGGGACCGGCCCGAGUAUAUAUCUAGCUGCGAAGGCUCUCGGGAUUGAUAUUGUUGUUUUGGACAACGCAGGGCAUUGGCUCGAAGGUCCUGAAUUCAGCCACUGGCGCAAAGAGUUCAUUCCUGUGAAGCUCACGGAUCCCCCAGAUGCCGAAUUUGCCAAUCGUAUUGUCAAAGCUGUCAGAAAUUAUGAGGGGGUCAUUGACGGCAUUAUCACUUUCUGCGACUCUUAUCAAACUUCAGUAUCGACAGCUGCGACUCGGCUUGGCUUGCCAACAUCCUCCCCAGAAGCGUUCGAAAUAGCAACAGACAAAUACAAAACGAGCGUAUUCGAAGGUCACCAGGCCUACUCCGCAUCUAAUAUACAAGAAGCGCUAGAUAUAUCUGACAAUAACGAACUGACCUAUCCAAUGAUUGUGAAGCCGUGUAACGGGUGGAGCUCUGAGGGUGUAUUUCGUGUUGAUGAUCGAGCUGGACUUGAGAAGGCAAUCAAUUCAAUUCCACCACGACAUGGUGAUACGUUUGUGAUGGAGAAAUACUGCGACGGCCCCGAAGUCAACGCCAAUUUUGUUCUACUUGAUGGCGAGAUACUCUUCUCGGAGAUUUGUGACGAUUUUCCCAAAGGAGCUGAUGUUGACGGUCCUGGAACGCUCAAAACCUUCAUCGAACUUGCAACAGUGUUCCCAUCUGCCCUCCCUGUACAAGAGCAAACCCUUCUUCGUGACCGCUUUGUCGAUAGCUUACGGCGCCUUGGCCUCACCAACGGUAUUCUACAUCUUGAGGGCCGUGUUGAGAACUCAAGAACGCAAUAUCGCACCCAAGAGGGCAUUCUCGACUUGCACCCUAGAGAUAUAGCUGUAGAGGAGGAACCAGCUCCCUGGCUUAUAGAAAUCAACCCUCGUCCACCAGGAAUGAAAUGUACGCAGAUAAUCGAGUCAACUUAUGGUGUAGACUAUUGGGGUCUAGCUAUGCUGAUUGCAAUACGUGACACGGAGCGCGCAAGAAUUUUGUCGCAACAAUUCAAAAUGGGAGCACAAUACAAUUGUGUGAUGGUUUUCAUUCCGUGUAAUUACGACCUUGACCAUUGCACUGGUAUCUUCGAUUCGGAUGAUAUCUGUGCUGAUUUGAUUCGUCAAAGACCGGAUCUAGCUGAACAUAUUAGCCAAUGCGCCACUCUAGUGAAGAGAGGAGACAAAGUAGACCAUCCAGACUCGGGACACAAUUCGUGGCUAGCAUAUUAUAAUGUAUUCUCGAGGAAAAGUCGACAACAUGCGUUGGAAUUAGCGGAGCAAGUAAGAACUGGAACUAGAUACACAUUCAAAUAA
Molecule: messenger RNA, 1986 nt
Organism: Glarea lozoyensis ATCC 20868
Lineage: Eukaryota; Fungi; Ascomycota; Leotiomycetes; Helotiales; Helotiaceae
Product: Glutathione synthetase ATP-binding protein
Exons: 2
Coding region: 1-1986 (661 amino acids)
Molecular function (GO): metal ion binding; ATP binding
Source: RefSeq, a predicted model, not a curated record